AUGGACCCGACACUCCCUCCGGCGCUCCCGAGCCAGACCCCGAAAUGCUCUGUUCUCGUCCUCCACCAGGAUUUCGCCGGCACGGUUGGCUCUUCCCCUGUCACCACCAACUACACCCACCCCGGGGACUGCCCCGCCCCAUGGACCCGCGUCGUUCUGGAGCUCUCCUUCUCUGCCUCCGGCGUCCACGACCAGAAGGACCGCGUCGCCGCUGUCUGGAUAGAUGGCGCCGAGAUUCUUCGGACCAGUACUCCAUUCACGAUAAAUACCGCAGCCUUUUGGAAGAUCCACAAGGACAUCACCCGCUACACCGCCCUCCUCCGCCGGCUCAGUGGCGGCGGUGGUACCGUCUCCAUGAUGCUUGGAAACUCCAAUUCCAACCCCCCCGGCAUCCUCACCGCCAACGUCUCCCUCCACUUCUACCGUGGAGCACUGUCGGAUAAGUCCAUCAGCACUGCUCACCCAAGCGUUAAAGGUCUCUACCGCGAGCCUGCCGACCUUGUUAUUCCCAUUUCGCAAGAGAAGGCGAGCAACGGCAGCAGCUUUUGGUUCCAGAUCGGCGGCAACUCCGACAUGCCAGCAGCCUCCGUCGUAAUUCCCAGGAACACAUACCGUGCAGUACUGGAGAUCUUUGCGUCCUACCACGCCGACGACGAGUUCUGGUAUGCCAACCCGCUCCAGUCGGAGUACCUGCAGGGCGGCCUCGGCCAGCCAAGGGCCAACGGCGGUUUACGCCAGCUGUACGCGAGCAUCGACGGAAAGUUCGUCGGUGGACACAUACCGUUCGCCGUCAUAUACCCAGGAUCCAUCAACCCUUAUGUCUGGUCCCCGGUCGCCGCCAUCGGAGCCUUCGACAUGCCCACCUACGACCUCGAGGUGACCCCAUUCCUUGGGCUCUUGGUCGACGGCCAGCCACAUGAAAUUGGGCUCGGUGUCAAGCACAGCCAGUCCCACUGGCUCCUCACCGCCAACCUCCACCUAUGGGUGGACCAGUGGUCGGACGCCGUGGAGGCGAUGCUGGUGGACUACCGAGCGCCGCCGCUGAGAGUGAAUCCCCAUGCAGAGUGGAGGGACCAGGAUGGGAGCUCGGAGAUCGAUGCCGAGGGGCUGCUGAGGUUCAUUGGGUGGGUGAGCUCAUCCAAAGGGAACGUCACCACCAUGGUGAGGCAGAAGGUGACGUUCAAGAGCCAGGUGGUGGUCCAGAACAGGGGAACGGUGAGACAGGUGGAGGUGGUAAACAAGGAGGCGAUGACGGUGGGGGCAAACAGAGGAAAGAACCAGGUGGUGGGGCGGGUGCAGCUCUUCAUGGACGCGCCGCUCCAGCUGCAGAUGUCGACGGUGGAUGCGGCCGGCGGAGAGGCGGUGCUCCAGAACACGAGGCUGUACCACCAGCUGGAGGAGGUGCUGAACUUGAACGACAACAUGGCGGUGAGCACGAGCAUACUGACGGACCGGCAAGACGCAGAGGGGACGGUGUUGAUGCAUGAUGGAAUGCCGGUGUGGGGCGGUGGAAGCACCAAGUCGUCCUAUAAGUAUAGGGAUGAGAACACUUGCUAUCUCCGGACGGUGGACGCCGCCGGUGGUGAAGUCAAAAACGACGUCACAAGCCCGUCUUGCGCAGCGGUCUCCACUGUGUAG
This is a messenger RNA of Elaeis guineensis (African oil palm), 1638 nucleotides long. RefSeq names its product peptide-N4-(N-acetyl-beta-glucosaminyl)asparagine amidase A. Lineage: Eukaryota; Viridiplantae; Streptophyta; Magnoliopsida; Arecales; Arecaceae. The record is from RefSeq and is a predicted model, not a curated record.